Drosophila elegans is the source of this 1408-nucleotide messenger RNA. RefSeq names its product protein bag-of-marbles (gene bam). The record is from RefSeq and is a predicted model, not a curated record. The transcript has 3 exons. Bases 83 to 1408 code for a protein of 441 amino acids. Lineage: Eukaryota; Metazoa; Arthropoda; Insecta; Diptera; Drosophilidae.
UGGCGUCGCGCCCAUUUUAAAAAAAAAAGCUUUUUUAGACGGCAGACGAUUGAUUUGUUAUUUCGUGAUUUCGCUUGAUAAGAUGUUCCGUGCACCGUCUUUGGGCCAUUUGGCCAGCGCUGACCAGGAAUUGGACCUCAAUUUGAUGGAGCUGCAGGAGCAACUGUCCUGCAUGAUAGAAUCCAAUGAGAAUCUUUCGCAAGUGCCGGCUUCUGCGGUGUUCGAGAAUCCCGACGCUGUGCCCAGCAGCUCGCCCUGUGUUCUGGCGGAGAUUCAACACAAUUUCGGGGUGCUCCAACUGGACAAUAAUGCGCCACGCUUCGAAUUCCACGGCUUGGGUUGCAUGCAACAGCUUUCGAAGCGUUCCCGCCAAUCGGGAGGCGGCGGUGCUCCGUCUAAGAAAUCCAGGUCAGUUGGAGCCCUCUCUCUGGUUUCCGGCAAAAAACAGGAGCAACUGCAGCAGGAGAACAUUUGGAACCGGCAAUGCCGCCAGGAAGUGACCUCUGUGCAGAACAUUACCAUUGAAAGGCUUCGUUUAAUUGGUCUGCAUGGCGAUUGCUUGGAGCACAAUCCCGUUCUGCGUCUGAUGGAUCUGUUCAGGUCUUUGCAUGAUCACCUGAUCGCCGACUUGGGCUUUUCGCGCCAAAACUCAAUGCCCUCGGACUAUCCGUUCGAGAUGCCCGCGAAGAACGCAAUGCCCAAAAGCCUGAAUGUGCGCUACCAGCUGCAGGUGCUGUGCACCAAAGUGGAGCGUUUCCUGGGCCAGCAGCGUCGCACACUGGAGACGAAUCGCCACUUUGACUACGAAAAGUACACCGAAUGCGACAAGUUGCUCAAGGGAUCGGCCUCCUAUUUGCAGUGCUUCAAUCAUUUCAUGACCACCGAAAUGCGUCACCGUGGCGGACACUUUGUGAACAGUUUUGCCAAGUUUAAUGCCCAGCGCUUGGAGAGUUUGCUGAUCGGUCUGCGCGAGUGGCUCAAGGCCUCGCAUCUCAGCGUGCACGUUUUCAACUGGGAAAUGGAUCUGGACCACCGGUAUUCGGCGGCCAUGACCGAAAGUCACAGGUCCUUGAACGAGCGGGCCAUUCUGCUGGCCGGCGCCGAAAGACAGGCAGCAAAGCCACGCGGACUGAACGCCGAGGAGAUGCUCAUUGCCAAGCGAUACCAGCUGGAGAACGUGGUCCAAUGUGCCGUCGAGCAGGACGAAUUCCUCACCGCUCUGCUCGCCAAUCCGGAGACCUACUUCACGCCCAGUGUGGUGGACAUUUGCGGCAAAACCGUCAUCGAAGUGAGAGUGGUGGACGACUGGAGUGAUGAGUUCGAGAUCGAAAGCGGAAACGAGAGCGGGGAGGAGUCCCCAUCUUCACCGCCAAGGAGCGAACGUCAUUUUUAUCGCUUCAGAAGUUAA